This is a messenger RNA of Melampsora larici-populina 98AG31, 1245 nucleotides long. RefSeq lists its product as uncharacterized. The record is from RefSeq and is a predicted model, not a curated record. The transcript has 9 exons. Bases 1 to 1245 code for a protein of 414 amino acids. Lineage: Eukaryota; Fungi; Basidiomycota; Pucciniomycetes; Pucciniales; Melampsoraceae.
AUGGUCAAGUGUUGUAGUUUAUCUUCCCAACAACAUCAGAUCGUGUCGUUUGGAUUUAUUCGGUUAGAGAUGUUUGAUCCCAGUGCACCCGGUGUGACAAAACAAAUGAUGUUGGAUUGGCUACGUAUCAAUCAUCCCAAAUCUCCAGUCAUAUCAAGUACCCGCAAGAGCAGUGUAGCCGAGAUGGUACGGAAGAAACAGCCUGAGUUUUUCCCCAAUCCACUGAGCGAUGCACCAGGAGUGAUGCCCAGCAGUUCCAAUACACUGAACGAACUCCAAACGACUAUGCCUGAUUUGCCUCAAUCAUCCCCUCAGCCAGCAAUCGAAGCCGAGCAACCAGUCAAUCAAUCUGAUCCCUCCACUUCGAGUGAUUUUGCUCCGCCAGUUUUGCCUCAAGAGGUCCCCAAGCCACCGAUUGCACUAGAACGCAAAGUCAAGCGAUCUGGUUCCCCAGCCUCCAGCGCAAAGCCCGCAAAGCGUGCCACGUUUGCUCUGCCACCAGUCGUUUUACCUCAAGAGCCCCUACAACUAUCAAUUCCACCAGAACGGGAACGACAACUCAAGCGAUCUGGUUCCCCCACUGCACACAAGCAGCUUUCCAAACGUGCUCACUUGGGUGACGAGGGACCGCCUCACUUUCCAAGAAAACCUUCAAAGAAAGAAACAAAGCGAGUUGGAAAGGGCUAUCCUUUCUCACAAUCAAGCAGACCUUCGCAUAUGGAACCACCCAAGUCAACUCCAGCUGUGCACAACUCACGUAUCGACUUAUUGGGUAGUGCCAGCACGGAGGAUCUCAAAGCCUUACAAGUUUAUGAAUUGGAAUCUAUCAAACCGUCAAAAUCUUUAAAUGAAAUCCCUUCGAGCUCAAAGAUGACUGGAAUCAAUGAUCUUAUCAACCAUCCAGUGACUCCGGAAAUGAAGGAUCUCAUCGACCUCUCAAGUGUGGACUUGCUUGGUGUUGAAGACCUAGCAGCUAUCACGGAAGACAUACAAGCACAUAAAAACCCAGCAUCAACAACUAAGUCUGGUGUCGAUGUCUUCCAAGAAGAAAGACACCGUGUGGAGAUCACAGUUUCUACGCUUGAGACAUCGGUCUCCCAGCUAAUGAAAAGAGUCGAAGUUAUCGAGGAAACAUCAGUUGCCAAGAUCAUGCAUCAUGAACAACAACGAUAUGAGCAAGGUGAACUUUGCCAUUUGAAGUUGGCUGAGAUCUUACUGACUCUGCCCAUCAUUUUUUAUAGAUAA